This is a messenger RNA of Brassica rapa (field mustard), 2591 nucleotides long. Its product is annotated as (6-4)DNA photolyase. Gene Ontology annotation, biological process: circadian regulation of gene expression; entrainment of circadian clock by photoperiod. Gene Ontology annotation, molecular function: FAD binding; DNA binding; deoxyribodipyrimidine photo-lyase activity. The record is from RefSeq and is a predicted model, not a curated record. Lineage: Eukaryota; Viridiplantae; Streptophyta; Magnoliopsida; Brassicales; Brassicaceae. Gene Ontology annotation, cellular component: cytoplasm; nucleus.
UUUUUUUUUUGUUUAAUGUGAUAUUUCCAUUUUUAUAUAAUUUACUACCAUUUUAAGAUAGAUGUUCAUUUUAAGAUAGAUGUUUAAAUCUUAAUGUUCUUUUUCCAUUUUUUAAAAUAAGAAGAUGAGGAUGAUCAAUUAAAACUUAGUCGAUCGAAAUUGGUGCUAAUCGAUUUUCGAAGUUGGAUUGAGUUAGUUUUUCAUUGAAUUAUCAAAUCCUAAUGCUUGAACUAUUGCUUUGACAAUAAAAACAUGGUUACAAUAAUAUCUACCCAACACAUUACAAACUUAUGGUUUUAUAAUACACUAAUGAGAAUUUUUGCAGAGAUAGUCUAUAAAUGAAGAGGUGUGCCUGGUAAUCAUCAAUGCAUUAGGUUUAAGGUUAGUAGUAAGUUCCCAAUUUUUUGAGCGACUUUAAACGUUGGAAAAUUGAACACAUCACUGAAAUGAAACUCCUCAACAGUGAUGACGUGGAACAAACACAACCGUUUAGAAUAACCUACACGCUUCCUUUAUCCUACGCCGAUUAGCGCGCAUAUUAGUCAAACACACAGUUGAGGAGCGUAUAUCAGCCAACCGCACGUUAACCACCUUCCCAACAAGGCGCGAAAACCUUCCCAGACUUAUCCGACAAAUUUCAUGCGACGAUUACCCUUUGUCUGUUCACCGUCAAGUCACCGUCUCAACCCCGUAACAUCAAUGUCUACCGGAUCCAAUUCACUGAUUUGGUUCCGUAAAGGUCUCCGUGUCCACGACAACCCGGCUCUCGAACACGCCUGCUCAAAGGCCUCCUCCGGAUCCAUGUACCCGGUUUUCGUGAUCGACCCGCGUUACAUGGAGCCGGACCCAUCUGCGUUCUCCCCCGGUUCGUCGCGCGCGGGAGUAAACCGGAUCCGGUUCUUGCUGGAGAGCCUCAAGGAUCUCGAUUCCGGUUUGAAGAAACUCGGUUCGCGGUUGCUGGUUCUGAGAGGCGAACCCGGCGACGUCCUGGUUCGUUGCUUGCAAGAGUGGAAGGUGAAGAGGCUUUGCUUUGAGUAUGAUACUGAUCCAUAUUAUCAAGCUUUAGACUUUAAAGUUAAGGAGUAUGCUUCUUCGGUUGGUGUUGAGGUUUUCUCUCCAGUGAGCCAUACUCUUUUCAAUCCCACUGAUAUUAUACAGAAAAAUGGUGGGAAGGCACCUUUGAGUUAUCAGUCGUUUCUGAAGAUAGCUGGGGAGCCUUCUUGUGCUGAAUCUGAGCUUGUGAUGUCUUAUUCUUCACUUCCACCGAUUGGAGAUGUUGGGAGUCUUGGAGUUUCGGAAGUUCCAACACUUGAGGAACUUGGCUACAGAGAUGAUGAACAAGCUGAAUGGACGCCUUUUAGAGGUGGUGAAUCAGAAGCUUUGAAACGAUUGCACAAGUCAAUCAGUGAUAAGGCAUGGGUGGCGAACUUUGAGAAACCAAAGGGUGAUCCAUCUGCAUUCUUAAAGCCCGCAACUACUGUUUUGUCACCUUAUUUGAAAUUUGGAUGCCUGUCUUCGAGGUACUUUUAUCAAUGCCUUCAACGUGUUUAUAAGGAUGUGAAAAAGCAUACAUCGCCGCCAGUUUCUCUCCUUGGACAGUUGUUGUGGCGAGAGUUUUUCUAUACCACUGCGUUUGGAACUCGUAACUUUGACAAAAUGAAGGGAAACCCAAUCUGCAAACAGAUUCCAUGGAAAGAGGAUCAUGAUAUGUUGGCUGCUUGGAGGGACGGUAAGACAGGAUACCCUUGGAUUGAUGCCAUCAUGGUUCAGCUUCUGAAAUGGGGUUGGAUGCACCAUCUAGCGCGUCACUCUGUAGCCUGUUUCCUAACUCGUGGGGAUUUGUUCAUACAUUGGGAACAAGGGCGUGAUGUGUUCGAGAGGCUUUUGAUUGAUUCAGACUGGGCAAUUAAUAAUGGGAACUGGAUGUGGUUAUCAUGUUCCUCCUUCUUUUACCAGUACAAUCGCAUAUACUCACCUGUAUCUUUUGGAAAGAAGUAUGAUCCUGAUGGCAAGUACAUUAGGCAUUUUCUCCCGGUCCUGAAAGAUAUGCCAAAGCAGUAUAUUUAUGAGCCAUGGACAGCGCCGUUGAGCGUUCAAACUAAAGCUAAGUGCAUAGUCGGAAAGGACUACCCAAAGCCAAGGAAAGGAAAGUCAUUUGCAAACAUUUGUGAGUUUGUUGUUGUCAGUGGUUAUGCAUGAUGCAGCAAGCAAGGAGUGCAAGAGGAAGAUGGGUGAAGCAUAUGCAUUGAACAAGAAGAUGAACGGUAACAUCGGUGACGAUGACUUGAAGGAUUUGAGGAGAAAGCUUGAGACAGAUGGAGAAUCUAACAUCAGGAAUCAACGACCAAAAACUCAACUAAAGUAUCUAAUGAGAUUUGAUGAAAUAGACAUUUAUAAAAACUAAUUGUAGUAGCUGGUGGUAUGGGGCUUAAAUAAUGUUAAAAUGCUCUUCUAUUUAAGGUCAACGAGUCAACCGCAAACAGUAGGGGAGGCUAUUUGUAAAGGAUUAAAGUAUCGGUGCCAAAUGUAAAAAAGACAAAGAAAAAGAGAAACUUUCCUGUUUAAAACUAAAUAGAAGGACCAGUUUGUUA